AUGACCUUUUCCUUGGGCCACCUUCUCGAGGCGGCGCUCCUCUUUAUCAACGCCGUGGCCGUCCUGCAAGACUACAGCCCCAACCUCAAGCCCGGCGGCCCCCCUGUCCCCCGAUUUCUCACCACCAGUACGUUGCUCAAGCCCACCAGCCCACCCCCCUCCUCACGCCGACCCAGAUCCGGCAGCUCAUGCUCGCCCUGCCGCUCUCGCGCUCAAACCGGGACAGUGGGACUUACAACCGCCGACGACCACUCGGUCAAGGGCAAGAUCGUCACCAUGAUCAAUGCCGUCCGGACCCUCAUGCGUGUGCCGCUUAUUGCCGUCAACGCUGUCAUGAUCGUCUACCUCCUUCUGGCCGGCUAA
This is a messenger RNA of Monosiga brevicollis MX1, 363 nucleotides long. RefSeq lists its product as uncharacterized. Bases 1 to 363 code for a protein of 120 amino acids. Gene Ontology annotation, biological process: endoplasmic reticulum to Golgi vesicle-mediated transport. The transcript has 2 exons. NCBI's taxonomy places the organism in Eukaryota, Choanoflagellata, Craspedida, Salpingoecidae. Gene Ontology annotation, cellular component: Golgi membrane; endoplasmic reticulum membrane; COPII-coated ER to Golgi transport vesicle. The record is from RefSeq and is a predicted model, not a curated record.